AUGCUUGGGUUGGGCAGAUUCGUCAGCUCAUCCUUGAACGGAAUAAGGGCUUCUCAGCUCCCGUGUGCUCCAUCUUCCUUGAUUACCAGAAGAUUCAAGCACGAAUAUGCCCCCAGAUACAAGAACCUUUUCAAGGCGUUCAAGGGCAGAGUCACUGUCAGAACUGGAGGCUCUGUCAAGGGUAACUCGCUUGAAAGCGGUACCUACGGUCUUAGACUUAAAUCUAACGGUGUGAGAAUGGCUGCCAUCCAGCUUAAGGAAGCAGACAAGGUUAUCCAGAGACAGCUCAGAGGCACUGGAGCUAAAUACAUCACCAGAUUCACCUGUAACACUCCCGUGUGUGUCAAGGGUAACCAGACCAGAAUGGGUAAAGGUAAAGGUGGCUUUGACCACUGGGCCGUCAGAGUUCCAACGGGUAAAAUCUUGUUUGAGAUUGUUGGGAAAGUCCACGACAAGGUCGCCAGAGAGGCCUUGCGUAAAGCUGGUGAGAAGUUGCCAGGUAUCAUGGAGAUUGUUGACACGCUGUCCAAGAUCCGUGUGAGUCCCACGUCGUUGGUGGAGAAGCCUGAGCCAGUGAACUGGUUGGAAAAGAUCAAGCAGAACCCUACCAAGAAGUGGACCAACAUCGAGAAGUCCAAGUUGCCCGACUACCGUCUUUACAGAAACCGUUAA
This is a messenger RNA of Candidozyma pseudohaemuli, 672 nucleotides long. Its product is annotated as mitochondrial 54S ribosomal protein uL16m. Gene Ontology annotation, molecular function: rRNA binding; structural constituent of ribosome. NCBI's taxonomy places the organism in Eukaryota, Fungi, Ascomycota, Pichiomycetes, Serinales, Metschnikowiaceae. Bases 1 to 672 code for a protein of 223 amino acids. The record is from RefSeq and is a predicted model, not a curated record. Gene Ontology annotation, biological process: mitochondrial translation. The transcript has a single exon. Gene Ontology annotation, cellular component: ribosome; mitochondrial large ribosomal subunit.